AUGUGGGGAUCGCCAAAGCCCAAAGACGCGCGGGGGGAAUCGGCGGACCCCGGUAACGCCCUCGUCCCCGCGCAGUCCGCCUCUAUGCAGCAGCAGGGCGCGCAGCCCGCCGAGUUCGUGGACCAGCCAACCGCCACCCCCACCGUGCGCCCCGAGCCGAAGAAGAUCCUCAAGGCGAGGACCCUCGCUGAGGACUUCGCGGCGUCGGGGUGGGGGAAGCGGUUCACGCUGGGGCUCACGUGGUGGACGCCCAUGUCCCCGAUCGUCGGGUACGACGGAGUGGGUAACGCGGUGUCGCGCCUGUGGGAGAACACCGUGCUCCUGUCCGGUCUCAUCGCCUCGCUCGCGGGGUUCGCGGUGGUGUUCCCGAACUCGCAGGUGCUGGAGGCGACGCCCGGGUGGACCACCGCCUACUUCGUGCUGUGGACGCUCACGUUUUAUUUCACCGUCACCUCCGGCUUCGUCGCCACCAUACUCCUGAACAAGAUGUGCAAGUGCGCGCCGCAGAACAUGCCGCUCUGGUUCGCCAAGUUCGGCGGGUUCGUGGAGGUGCCGCAGCUCUUCCUGUACCUCGGCGGGUGGACCGCGUUCGGCGGACUCCUCGCGUGCCUGCAUCCGCUUUACAAGAACGACGUCGCCAUCUACGGGCUCAGCGGCGUUUCAAUCGGGUUGGUCGUGCUCGUCACCAAGAUUUACUCGCAGACGACGGACUUCGAGAAGGCGUGCGCGAAGGUGGCGGCGAAGAACACGACGGGCCCGGGCGUCGGGGACGCCCUGGUCAUGGCGGAUUACAGCAGGCGAAGGAAGGACGCCGGCGAGCAGGUUGACGAGUAUUUCAACUAUUGA
Messenger RNA from Micromonas commoda, 846 nucleotides. RefSeq lists its product with no specific name. The record is from RefSeq and is a predicted model, not a curated record. The transcript has a single exon. Lineage: Eukaryota; Viridiplantae; Chlorophyta; Mamiellophyceae; Mamiellales; Mamiellaceae. Bases 1 to 846 code for a protein of 281 amino acids.